CUAUCGCUAUUCGUUGCGGUGAUAAUAGUAGAGACGAGGAGUGGAUCCAACCACUCCGUGUUUCGAGUGUCGUAUAAAGAUUUGAUAAGUGCCGUGGCAAUUGACCGCAUUAUUCUCGCUGACAGUAAAGAUUUUGCCGGACCUGGUUCAGCCCGUACCCAGAGCCUUGGACUCGGCGGUUUAAAGUGCUUCGGUGAACGUUUCCGAGGUGCAGAAGUGCUGCUUUCCCAAACGGUGUUGGAGGCCCCUCGAUUAUGGGUGUCGUUAACGUGACUCACCGUGCUCCCAGCCACCGCGGAAGCGGGAAUAUAUAAAAAUUGUUAGCGGAAGGAAAUCGCGCCGCGUUCCGAAGGGACAAUUGAUCGCAAUUGAGGAUCAAGAACCCGAGAGAUGGAAGAUGAAGCCAACGGGAGAGAGGCUAACAAAACUUGCGGCGUUUGCGGGGACAGAGCACUCGGCUAUAAUUUCAACGCCGUUUCCUGCGAAAGCUGCAAAGCCUUCUUUCGCAGAAACGCUCUUAAGAACAAGGACUUCCGGUGCCCUUUCACGGAAAAUUGUACAAUAACGGUGGUGACGCGUCGUUUCUGCCAGAAGUGCCGUUUGGACAAGUGCUUCACGAUCGGUAUGCGAAAGGAGUACAUAAUGACGGAGGAAGCGAAGGUGUUGAAACGGCAGAAGAUAGAGCAAAACCGGGCGAAGAAGCGGCCUCAGCACGAGACGACAAAGACGCCGAAGCUGAAGAGGGAGAACGUUGAAGAGAACAGUUUCGAUCAAGAGUCCUCCUCGUUGCCCUUCGGGCCACCGGAAACUUACAUCUGGGAGUCGGACCGGAAGUACACGGACCUUGACGGAAACAGACAGCAAGUGACGGACAGUAUGAGCCCGGUGACAGCGGCAAGUGUUCCGAGUCCUUCGAGUCCACCGGAAGGAGGAAACGUCACGGGUUCGAAGACCUUGGACAUGCUGAGGGACCAGGGCACCGUAAGGUACGAGCAGAACCCACCGAGGUUCGAACAAGGUCAGGGUACCUUUGAAAAGGUGAUCCAAGGGCGUGGAAAGUACGUUGGAAACACGCCACCACCGUCGGUUGAGUCUUACGAAAGCUCGGCCGGCUUCGAGACGUCUUCUCAGAAGUUCCUUAAGCUCGACGAGUCGGUGAUGAGCUUGCAGGGAAAUAUGGAGCCAGAGGUUUCGAGGUACAAGUCGAACCUCGCAAGCUUGGAAGUCCGCUGCGCGACACCUUCGGGUUCCUCCAAGUACGGCGAGAUGAGUAGAUUUGACGGAAGUCGGUUUGGACAACUCCAUAGUUCGAAUGACUUCGGUCAAAAAUCGUCGACGAUCGAUCCGGACUCCGGUAUGCACGGUUCGGGGGCCAAGAUUACGGAAAUUCCGGAAACUGCCUGCCGGAAACCGAAGGAAACUUGUCCCAAGGAGUCCGAUUUGGUUUCCAAGGUGAUGCAGGAGCCCCGGUUGAUCGCGAGGAUACUCAGCAAUCCCGAAUUCGCGGCUAAGAUAUUUCAGGAUCAGGGAUUCAUAUCCAAGAUCAUCACCGACACCGACACCGUGUCAAGGCUCGUUUCGGAUCCUCAGAUAUCCAAGUUCCUCGAGGAGAGCGACGUCGGUUCCACGGACGAGAUAACGGCCGGGUCGCAGAGCAACGUUAAGCCGCGUACGGACUUCGGUGAGAACUUGGCGAACAACGGCAUAACCGACAACAUGAUAAGGCACAUGCUUGACGCGGAACAGAAAGAGGUAGAGAAUCCCAUUCUGACAAAUCUGAUCACCAACCGGAAUUCGGCCGAGUGUAAAAACGCCAAUGGCGAACCGAGUGCCAGCGGGGAUUGGUCCAAAGCUGAGGACGUCGCUAGGGAUAUUCUGCAGGAUGUUCAACGGAUCCCAAUCACGGUCAAUUCCAUAGAAUCGAUACUCUGCGAGGCUAUAAAGUUGGAAUUCUCGGCAUGUUCGACACUCGGUGGAAAUCGUAACAGCAGAGAAUUGAACGACGCCGAGCGGGCGAAAUUGAACGAAUUAAUUGUCGCUAAUAAAGCUCUUUUGGCACCGUUGGACGAUGACAUCACUAAUUUGGUUGGCGAGGACUGCAGAUUCAAGGGAAACGCCGGACAGUCCGACCCGAUGCUACUGGACGUGAUAAACCUGACGGCAAUAGCGAUCCGAAGGUUGAUCAAAAUGUCGAAGAAGAUAAACGCGUUCAAAAACAUGUGCCAGGAGGAUCAGCUCGCUCUUCUGAAGGGCGGUUGUACCGAGAUGAUGAUCCUACGUUCGGCGAUAAAUUACGACCCGGACAAAGACAUGUGGAAGAUACCCCACAGCCAGGAAAGGAUGUCGAAGAUAAAAGUGGACGUCCUGAAGGAGGCCAAGGGGAAUUUGUACGCGGAACACUCGAGGUUCGUCAGGACUUUCGACCCGAAAUGGAGGGACGAAAACAUCAUUCUCAUACUGAGUGCCAUAGCUCUGUUCACACCCGACAGACCGCGCGUCAUUCAUAGCGACGUGAUAAAACUGGAACAGAACUCUUACUACUACCUGCUGAGGCGAUACUUGGAGAGUGUUUAUCCCGGCUGCGAGGCGAAAUCCACCUUCUUACAGCUGAUACAAAAAAUUUCGGAACUCCACAGACUAAACGACGAGGUCGUCGGUGUUUACUUGAACGUAAAUCCGUCGAGCGUCGAACCGCUACUGAUCGAAAUAUUCGACUUGAAGCACUGAUGAACGCUCCUAGCAACAGGUCCCGACGUGUUUGCGCCGAGUGAACAACAAGUCGGAAGCAGCGAGCCCUCGGACUUUGUUUACGUUUCUCGCGUCUCCGUUUCGAGAAAAGUUUUACAGCCGCGGGAUUCGCCUCUGUAAUAAUAAUAAUAAUAAUUAUGGUAAUUUCUUUCCACUCUCAGCUCACGUCAAUGACCGUUAGAUUCGACAAUCUUGUAGAGCAAUUUAACGUCUAAGCAGCUUUGAAGAGCUGACACUUCCGGUUGCUUCAACACCUAAUUGUAAGCUACACGCGCGUUUGACAAAGCAAUCGAAACAAUUCUCGCAACUCGUAAUUGUAACAGAAUGCACGUUGACAAAAAAAUUAAAGUUGCACUCGUUUAGGGCGAUUUACGCGGUUUUCUAAUCGCUCGUUUCGUUCAUAAAUAUUUCAUUCAGUUUUCCAAGAAUCCAAGAACGUAUAAUUUAACAAAGAUUUUGAUCGUCGCGUCGUUUUACGUGCAAAUUCGUAAGUGCAAGAAUAAAUCGACGUUAUUAAAGUUUUAUCGAUCCGUCGAUGGAAUUGAACUCUGCUCAAGAUGAAUUUCAACUGAAAUUAUUCUGCUUACAGAAUUAUUUACUAUCCGAUAUUUUUCUUCGAAAAAUAAAUAGUUUUCGAUCCGAUAAAAUCACGUGUGUGUAAUUAUUUAGGUAGUAACGAAAUUUGGGUAUAAAAACGUGUAUCGAAUCCAAUACGUCAAUAAUAACAAUUAUUGUGUACGCAAUAAUUUCUGUAGAUAAUUUAGUUUACGACGUUAUCGAUAACAUGUCGGUUAUUUUAGUUGUGAUUAUUAUUAUUGUUACGUACUAGUUACCACGGUUAAAUUAUAGAACUAUUAGGUUUGUGAUAAUUUGUAUCAGCUAUAUAGGGUAUAUUCUGCGUUAAAAACUCGUGACUUUGCAUGAUAUUCUAAAGGUAAAUAUAGAAAAUAUAGUAACGCGCGUUGCUAAACAGCUUUAACCGAGUGUAAUAUUUUUUUAAAUUAAAUUCAAAAAAUAUUGUAGUAUAUAUGUAAGUAUAACGAUAAAAGUAUUCAACCUUGUACAUACAAACCUGUAUUCAUGUUGCAGGAAUAUUUUUAAUCAACGCGACAAAGAGAUGACAAAAAAAGAGACGAAAAUAAUUAACGGAUAAGAAAUAUGUAGAAAUAAGUGUAGAAGAAUUCGUGAUUCACGUAAUUCGUUGAAAUGCCAGUUCAAACAUCCAAACAAAAAAAAAAAAAAAAUAUUUAAUUUUAAUUCGAAACUUGUACAAUAUUUAAGUAAAGUUUCCAUAAUUCUCCGGGUGAGAAUAAUUCACGUCGAUUGGAAUAAAACAAGAAGAUUAGAUUAGAAAUUAUUCUACGUUAAAAAAAAAAAAAAGAAAAAAAAAAAAACCAAUUCAAUUCAAACGAUUUCAACUUAUCGAAAUCAAUGCUUAAUGAAAGUAUUGAAAUAAAUAAUUUUCUUGUAUUUCUUUCGACCGUAUAAAAUAUGCGUGUAUUUGAUUGUUGUAUAAUGUUAUAAUAAUGUCGUUUGAAAAGUGAACUAGAACGAUUUUCAAAAUCGUUGCAAAUAUUACAAAAUAACAAUAACAAUAACAACAACAACAAUAAUAAUAAUAAUAAUAAUAUGUUGGGGGCCAACGCAGAAACGUGCGCGUUGUUAAAAAAGUUUUAAAAAAAUGUUAAUAUUUUAUAUCAAACGUAUAAAUACGUGAAAAUAUGUAUAGAUUAUAUAUGGAAUGCAGCUUUGGCUUGUGUCUGGUAUUACAUGUUUGAGAAAAAAAAAAAAAUGUGUGUAAAAAAUUUUGGUAAUCAUUGGCUUUCGCGUGGAUACCAGAGACUUGCGAAAAAUUGCGUCAACUUUCCGCGACUCGAUAGAGAGUUAAAGUGUAAGCGUAUUAAUAGCGUACACAAAGAUUGUGAUAAACUCAUAAAAUUAUAUUUUUCAAUUACAAAGGAGUUUCAUGAA
Messenger RNA from Neodiprion fabricii, 4719 nucleotides. It is a transcript of the gene Hr96, whose product is annotated as nuclear hormone receptor HR96. Bases 391 to 2727 code for a protein of 778 amino acids. Gene Ontology annotation, biological process: negative regulation of transcription by RNA polymerase II; positive regulation of transcription by RNA polymerase II; cell differentiation. NCBI's taxonomy places the organism in Eukaryota, Metazoa, Arthropoda, Insecta, Hymenoptera, Diprionidae. The record is from RefSeq and is a predicted model, not a curated record. The transcript has 5 exons. Gene Ontology annotation, molecular function: nuclear receptor activity; RNA polymerase II cis-regulatory region sequence-specific DNA binding; zinc ion binding.